CCUUGCGGGAGGCGGCGAGCCCCGGGCGCACUAGCUCGCUGUCGCCGCGCACCGAGGAGCCCGUCUUCGAGCCGUGCCAGCUGAGCCAGCCGGGCGCCGUGCUCGGUCCGCUCGCCGCGCGGUAGAGAGCUGCCUGAGACAGAGCCAUCCCGCCGGCGCCGAGCUGCCUAGCGUCCGGCCCCGAAGCCCCUGAGUGCGGCGUGGCGAGCCCCAGGCGGCGGCAGAAAAACCCGAGCGCCAGGAGAGGGCGAACGGGGGACAAGGAGGCUCCCGGGCGCGACGAGGAGAGUCUCGGAGGAGAAAGCGGCUUGAGGACACCGGGGCCUCCCUGCCGCCGCAGUCGGGUCGGGAAGGGCAUCCCAUACGCGGAGCCCCGGCUGCCAACCGCGACUAAGGGAGGGGGCGCCGGCGGCCCCCGCACUAGUGUGCAGCUUGCGCCCAGGAGGGCGAGAGCGCGCGACUCGCCAGGGGCCCGCCGCCGCCGCGCCGCCCUCCCCCGCGCUGUCAGCCCCACCGGGCGCAGCCGCCGCAGCAGCAUCUUCUGUGCUCGCGCCCCCACCAGCCCCCAGGAAGUCCCCGCCGACGAUCGGGGCCCCCGGGACGGCAGGAGGAAAGACCAGAUACUCCUCUAAAAUGCGGAGGACUGAAGCAGCCUAGCCAGAGCUAUCUGUGGAUUAAAAAAAAUACGAUUUUUCUUUUAUUUUUUGGCAGAAGAAAAGGAGAGGAAGACCAGCGGGACACUGCAAGGGAAAAAGGGGGAUGUAACUCGUGGAUACGUUUUUUCCACCCCUCAGAUGUCUUCUUCUACUUAGUAAACAUUUUCUUUUUUUUAAACCCCAGCUCCAGUCGGACGCCCCCAGACCUCCCGGGUGCGAGGAAGGUGCUGUUUUUCAUUUGGGUCUUUGCAUAUUUGAUUUUUAGAUUUUGAGAGCCCCUCCUUAUUUCGCCAGACAUCUCAUGCGGGGUGAAGUCCACUCGGCCCCCUCCCCCGAGUCUUCGUGUGCACGGAAUUCGAGGAGAUCCGGUUACUAAGGAUAUAGAGGAAAAAAAUUAAUCGCGUGCCUGCUUUUUUUUUUAAUUGCCUGCUUCUCCCCACCCCCAAAUUAAGUUGUUUAGCAAGGGGGAAAGGUUUUUUCCUCCCUCCAACAGCCCAGCCGAACGCCUUUCGUUUUUUGCCCCAGUGUAUCUUCCAUGUAGGAAGCCGAGGCUGGCGAGCCCGACACUCGGGAGCCGCUGCGGGGGGGCCUCUUUUCGGGGAGGCGCCGACCGGGGCAGGCUUCGCCGACCCCAGGGAAGCGGCCGCCGCGGUCCUCCGGGGUGCGCCGGGGCCCGAGAGCCGCGCAAGGCGCGGGCCGCGCGGGGUGGGGCAGCCACAGCGCAGGCCCCCGAGCCCCGGCGGGCGCCCCCGGGCCCCCGCGCGCGCCCCGGCCUCCGGGAGACUGGCGCAUGCCACGGAGCGCCCCUCGGGCCGCCGCCGCUCCUGCCCGGGCCCCUGCUGCUGUCGCCUGCGCCUGCUGCCCCAACUCGGCGCCCGACUUCUUCAUGGUGUGCGGAGGUCAUGUUCGCUCCUUAGCCGGCAAACGACUUUUCUCCUCGCCUCCUCGCCCCGCAUGUUCAGGACCAAACGAUCUGCGCUCGUCCGGCGUCUCUGGAGGAGCCGUGCGCCCGGCGGCGAGGACGAGGAGGAGGGUGCGGGGGGAGGCGGAGGAGGAGGCGAGCUGCGGGGAGAGGGGGCGACCGACGGCCGGGCGCAUGGGGCCGGUGGCGGCGGUGCGGGCAGGGCCGGCUGCUGCCUGGGCAAGGCGGCCCGAGGUGCCAAAGGUCACCACCACCCCCACCCCCCAGCCGCGGGCGCCGGCGCGGCCGGGGGCGCCGAAGCGGAUCUGAAGGCGCUUACGCACUCGGUGCUCAAGAAACUGAAGGAACGGCAGCUGGAGCUGCUGCUCCAGGCUGUGGAGUCCCGCGGCGGUACGCGUACCGCGUGCCUCUUGUUGCCCGGCCGCCUGGACUGCAGGCUGGGCCUGGGGACGCCAGCCGGCUCGCAGCCCGCGCAGCCACCCUCAUCCUACUCGCUCCCACUCCUGCUGUGCAAAGUGUUCAGGUGGCCGGAUCUCAGGCAUUCCUCGGAAGUCAAGAGGCUGUGUUGCUGUGAAUCUUACGGGAAGAUCAACCCCGAGCUGGUGUGCUGCAACCCCCAUCACCUUAGCCGACUCUGCGAACUAGAGUCUCCCCCUCCUCCUUACUCCAGAUACCCAAUGGAUUUUCUCAAACCAACUGCAGACUGUCCAGAUGCUGUGCCUUCCUCCGCUGAAACAGGGGGAACGAAUUAUCUGGCCCCUGGGGGGCUUUCAGAUUCCCAACUUCUUCUGGAGCCUGGGGAUCGGUCACACUGGUGCGUGGUGGCAUACUGGGAGGAGAAGACAAGAGUGGGGAGGCUCUACUGUGUCCAGGAGCCCUCUCUGGACAUCUUCUAUGAUCUACCUCAGGGGAAUGGCUUUUGCCUCGGACAGCUCAAUUCGGAUAACAAGAGUCAGCUGGUGCAGAAAGUGCGGAGCAAGAUCGGCUGUGGCAUCCAGCUGACAAGGGAAGUGGAUGGCGUGUGGGUGUACAACCGCAGCAGCUACCCCAUCUUCAUCAAGUCAGCCACACUGGACAACCCGGACUCCAGGACGCUGUUGGUACACAAAGUGUUCCCCGGUUUCUCCAUCAAGGCUUUUGACUAUGAGAAAGCAUACAGCCUGCAGCGGCCCAACGACCAUGAGUUCAUGCAGCAGCCGUGGACUGGCUUCACUGUGCAGAUUAGCUUCGUGAAGGGCUGGGGCCAGUGCUAUACCCGCCAGUUCAUCAGCAGCUGCCCGUGCUGGCUGGAGGUCAUCUUCAAUAGCCGGUAGCCGCGUGGGGAGAGGACGGAGCGUGAGCCGAGCGGGCCCAGUCCAGACUACUUUGCUGCUAAUAUUUUCCUCCUGAGUGCUUGCUUUUCAUGCAAACUGGUCAUCGUGUAUGUGCGUGCGUGUGCGUGUGUGUGAAUGCACGCAUGUGUGUGUGCACACACAUGCUUGUCAUUCAUGUUAAUGUUCUAUUCUGUUGAGAAAUAGCUUAUGGAAAGAAUUACUGGGGUUUUGUGGGGGUGGGGUGGGGUUGGCAGAACACCCCAAUAUGAAAAGGGGAAGCAAAAGUCAUAGUAGCACCAAACACAGUAUGAAUGGGGAGCAGGCCCUAACUUUGGGGUCAUCCCCUUGUCAGGGCGUGUGUGUGAGCGAGUGUGUGUGAGUGUGCAGGGACGGGGAAUGGCUUGCUGUGUGUUUCUGUGGCCAUCUCCAGCUGAGAGGUUUGCAGGGUCUCUCCUGCCCUCUGGACACACUCUGUGGGGCAGAGGCAGCACCUGAGCAAACUGGUGGUGGGAAUCCCGGCAGCUACCAGAAGCGAGGCUCUGCCUCUCCCCUUCCAGGACACAGGCCUGUCCACAGGCUUCUUAGAAGCAAGCCUGCAAGAGGCUGAACCAGAACCAGUCGUUUUCAUGCUUGUCUUCCUCCCGCCUCCGGCCACCCUGCUGCCAUUGUCGUGUCUUCCCUUAAUGGCCAUCUGCUCCUGGAUCUCUCUGAGAUGGGCAGCCCCGUCACAGUAUUGCUCACCCCGUGCCCUCUCAGGCCCCUCAGCCUCUCCCCUGCCCUGGUUACAUCAGGUUUUUUCCCGGACUCAGAAAACCAGCUCAGCACUUUCCUCCCCUCCGCAGCCUGUGUGUUGAGCUCUGCUGUUAGACCAGCGAGGGGAGCAGCCCUGGGAGGGAGACUUCUCAGCAGCACCCCCUUCCCACCGAGAAGGAUUCGGUCCAUCAUGACCCACGGUACCAUCCUGGGCUGACACCUAACUCUUUCAUUUCUUCUACAACUCAUACACUCGUAUGAUAUGUUGACACUGCUCUUAGCUCAAUGAGCAUGUUUAGACUUUAACAUAAGCUAUUUUUCUAACUACAAAGGUUUAAAUGAACAAGAGAAGCAUUCUCAUUGGAAAUUUAGCAUUGUAGUGCUUUGAGAGAGAAAGGACUCCAGAAAAAAAAACACAACAGAUUUAUUAAAGAAAAAAAUGUAUUUUAUGUUAUAUAUAAAUAUAUUAUUACUUGUAAAUAUAAAGACGUUUUAUAAGCAUCAUUAUUUAUGUAUUGUGCAAUGUGUAUAAACAAGAAAAAUAAAGAAAAGAUGCACUUUGCUUUAAUAUAAAUGCAAAUAACAAAUGCCAAAUUAAAAAAAGAUAAACACAAGAUUCGUGUUUUUUUCUAUGGGUGUUAUCACCUGGCUGAAUGUUUUUCUAAAGGAGUUUAUGUUCCAUUAAACAAUUUUUAAAAUGUA
Manis javanica (Malayan pangolin) is the source of this 4346-nucleotide messenger RNA. RefSeq names its product SMAD family member 7 (gene SMAD7). Gene Ontology annotation, cellular component: heteromeric SMAD protein complex. Lineage: Eukaryota; Metazoa; Chordata; Mammalia; Pholidota; Manidae. Gene Ontology annotation, molecular function: transcription regulator inhibitor activity; I-SMAD binding. The record is from RefSeq and is a predicted model, not a curated record. Gene Ontology annotation, biological process: anatomical structure morphogenesis; SMAD protein signal transduction; regulation of transcription by RNA polymerase II.